This is a messenger RNA of Anopheles funestus (African malaria mosquito), 1011 nucleotides long. RefSeq lists its product as uncharacterized. Gene Ontology annotation, molecular function: aspartic-type endopeptidase activity. The transcript is spliced from 2 exons. The record is from RefSeq and is a predicted model, not a curated record. The coding region runs from base 76 to 624 and encodes 182 amino acids. Gene Ontology annotation, biological process: proteolysis. NCBI's taxonomy places the organism in Eukaryota, Metazoa, Arthropoda, Insecta, Diptera, Culicidae.
UGAUCGUUAUCCGUAUCCUCACCGUAACACAUACAGCGAUCCUCGACCCAGACAGCGUGCUCCGUCUAGACAACCAUGGGGCCAACGAACUUCAAGUGCCUCGGGAUCACGAACACCAUCACGAGCUACACGACGCUGGAUCUGUUGGUUCCACUAUCGCCAUGGGAACAAGGCAGAGAAUUGCGAGAAGGAACAUCCCAGCGAUCCACAGACUACAUGUAUUUUUUUCGACGAGCAUCUCCCAGUUUACUCCCGAAAAAAAUAGUGCGUUUCUCUCUCACCACACAUCCCGAUUGCGCAACUCUCACCGGCAGAGCCGAACCAGUCAGCACCAGCUAUAACACAUCCCAACGACAACCUGCGUGCAGCACCAGCUUACCAUCACACACGACCACAACACUAAACACGUCUAGCACCAGCAUCAAGCUGAACCCCGGUAAAGCAGAAAUCAUCGAGCGAAUAUACGUGAACGACAGCAGAACCAACAACAAGUUCCUGAUCGACACCGGCGCGGAGAUUUCGGUUAUACCACCGUCAUACAAGGACAGAAUGAACCCGAUGCCAGCCAGGAAACUUUUCGCCGCGAAUGGUAGUUCAAUCGAAAUCUUUCGUUUUAGAUAUUAGAGGAAAGAAGUGCGAAAUAUCCGUCGAUCGACUGAAAGCAGCGAGAUAUGAUGAGCCAGACACCCAACAGCCCGACCCAGCCGAUCCUCAAAGGGCUGUCUACCGGACUCGAUACGGCAGGAAAAUUUAUCAACCGGAUAAAUUUUAAAUGAAGGGGGAAGUGAUGUGGCGUAACUAGCAAGCAAGCUCGCACGCAAGCCAGCGGCGAGUACUAAACACCGAAGUGUAGCUGCAUGAGUUCGGAUAUCCGAUCGAGGAAAACUGCGCGGCCGAUACUGACCAGGAAGGUCAAUGUGAAAUAAAACGCUCUCUGUUAUCCUGACCACGAAGCAAACCGGACGUGUAAGAUAUCAUCCUUUUUCCACAUCCGAAUACACCCUUUGAUAU